Pezoporus flaviventris is the source of this 1272-nucleotide messenger RNA. RefSeq names its product PHD finger protein 7-like. The record is from RefSeq and is a predicted model, not a curated record. The transcript has 2 exons. Gene Ontology annotation, cellular component: nucleus. Bases 1 to 1272 code for a protein of 423 amino acids. NCBI's taxonomy places the organism in Eukaryota, Metazoa, Chordata, Aves, Psittaciformes, Psittacidae.
AUGGAGCACGAAUGCAUUCUGUGUUGCCGUGUAAAGGCAGAUCCGGACAUGUGCGGGCCAAAACUGAGAUAUCAGGGGAUCUAUGCUCAUCACCUUUGCCUGCUUUUUGCCAGUGACCUUCGUCCACAAGGGACCGAGCAGGAAGAAGUGAUGGAAUUUCUUCCUGAAGAGGUUGAUCGUACAGCCAAGCUGGCAGCCCGGAUGGUCUGCUUUGUGUGUGGCAAGAGGGGGGCCACCAUCACCUGCCAGGAGACGGGCUGCGACCGCAGGUUCCAUCUCCCCUGUGCCGUGGAGGGUGAAUGCGUCACCCGUUACCUCCUGCCGUACAGUUCCUUCUGCUGGGAGCACCGCCCACAGCAGCAAGAGCUGGCGGCUCCAGAGGACGCCAACUGCCUCAUCUGCAAGGACCCUGUGGAAGGCAGAACCACCUAUGGGACCAUGGUGUGCCCAGCAUGCAAACACGCCUGGUUCCACAGGGCCUGCAUCCAGGGACAGGCUAUGAAUGCUGGCGCUUUUUCCUUGGUGUGCCCUCUGUGCCAAAACAGGAGACUGUUUCUAACAGAAAUGCUCUCCAUGGGGAUCCGACUCCCCGUAAGAAAAGCGUCAUGGGAAGACAACGAUGCAUCCACAGAACGGCAGCAGAGGCACGCGAGCUGCGAUGCCAGGGAGUGCCUUUGUCCAGGAGGCAGGCGGGUGGCUGAGCAAAAUGGGCCCUGGCAGCUGUUCCUGUGCCGCUCCUGCGCUGCUGAGGGCACUCACAGACGCUGCUCGAACCUGACAAACAGCUAUGAGGGCAGAUGGCAGUGUGACAGCUGUGCUGGCCUGGGCACCUCCAAGUGUCAAAGCACCCGGGUGACCCUGGGCUGGGGCCAGGGGUCAGCGUCGGGCCCAAGCUCCCUAUGCACGGCCCAGAAGACGCUCCCAGGGCAGCCACACACCAGCAGCUCGAGCUGGGAGGAGCCCCCGCAGACUGGCUGCGCCCAGGCGGUCCCAGGGCUCACGCGAACGUGCGAGCCACAGCCACAGCACAACAAGACAGCGGCCAUCAGCGUCAUCCCGUGGCUCCAGAACACGUCAAAGAGACAGCGCCUCAGGAUCCACGGGGCCCGUGCAGGUGUGAGACCGCUCCCGCUCGCAACGCCGGGUCCAAACUCCCAACACGCGGCGCAAAAGACACCGUUAGAGCAGCCACACGCCAGCACCACGUGCAAAGAGGAGCACAUGCAGACGGGCUGUGUCGGGGCUACGCCAGCGCUCCCCAGCACGUGCUAG